AUGCCGAGAAUUUACCAGAAAAACAUCGGUGGUGGGCCGUACAAAAAUUACAAUGGGAAGACCAUGCAGACAUCAAUUGAAGCAGUCAAGAAAGGAUCAAGUCAGCUAGCUGCGAGCAAAAAAUUAAAGGUGCCUCGUACCACCUUGAUAGACAAAUUACAUCAAGACCCAAAUUCUCUCAGGCAACCUCCAAUGUUGACAGAGGAAGAUGAACGCCUGAUCAGUGACACGCUUGGAACUACAAUCCAGGCUCCAAAAAGGUUCUCGUGUCCCGAGAACGAUAGCGCGUGGAGGGGAUUCGAGCGCAUUCCAGGACAUCCUGAAUCAGGAUUCCUGAUGAUCUAUAUACAAGUCUCCAAACCUUUACGAAAACUGGACGACUGGGGCCAACUGAAACGGUGUAUGGACACAGCAAGAGUGGGUGGUUUGCAUGCCGCUUUUUGA
Brassicogethes aeneus is the source of this 444-nucleotide messenger RNA. NCBI's taxonomy places the organism in Eukaryota, Metazoa, Arthropoda, Insecta, Coleoptera, Nitidulidae. The record is from the annotation of a GenBank genome assembly.